Sorghum bicolor (sorghum) is the source of this 1575-nucleotide messenger RNA. Its product is annotated as phosphoglycolate phosphatase 2. NCBI's taxonomy places the organism in Eukaryota, Viridiplantae, Streptophyta, Magnoliopsida, Poales, Poaceae. Gene Ontology annotation, molecular function: phosphatase activity. The coding region runs from base 453 to 1226 and encodes 257 amino acids. The record is from RefSeq and is a predicted model, not a curated record. The transcript has 11 exons.
GAAAGCAGGAGCUUGGAGUCUCGACAGUCGACACCUGACUCCGACUCCGAGACUCUGCGAGUCAGCGUGCACCAGCUCCGCCAGCCAAUCGGACUCGGUGAUUCACAUCCCCGUCUGGCCGUUCCUCUCCCUGUCCGGCCGGUGCUGCUUAACCCUAGCUGUCGCGCCGCAGUCGUCCGCUGCGGCACCGGCGCACCGCCCAUCGCGUCACCGCUGGCCGACAACUCGGCAGGAGGGGUUGCGGCCGCCCGGCGUGAAGCUUCACCAGCUCCGCCACUGGCCAUGGCCAACGGGCUUCCGAACCCUCCCUGCGCCGUCCUCACCGCCGACGCUGCCCGAUCCCUCGUCGAUUCCGUCGACGCCUUCCUCUUCGACUGCGAUGUUGCUUCUCUGAAUUUGUCUUAGGGGUCAUUUGGAAGGGCGAUAAGCUCAUCGAAGGGGUCCCAGAGACGAUGGAGCUACUGAGGAAAAUGGGAAAGAAAUUAGUUUUUGUAACAAACAACUCUAGAAAGUCAAGAAGACAAUACUCAAAGAAAUUCAGGUCACUUGGACUUGAAGUUACUGAGGAAGAGAUUUUUACAUCAUCGUUUGCGGCUGCCAUGUUCUUGAAGUUAAAUAAUUUUUCUCCAGAAAAGAAGGUUUAUGUUGUUGGUGAAGAUGGAAUCUUGGAAGAGCUCAAGUUAGCUGGUUUUGAAUGUUUUGGUGGUCCGGAGGAUGGCAAGAAAAACAUAAAGUUGGAGGCGGAUUUCUACUUUGAACAUGACAAAAGUGUUGGAGCUGUCAUUGUUGGACUUGAUCAAUACUUCAAUUAUUACAAAAUGCAGUAUGCAAGAAUAUGUAUUAGUGAGAAUCCAGGCUGCCUUUUCAUUGCGACCAACCGUGAUCCAACUGGGCAUAUGACAUCUGCCCAAGAAUGGCCAGGAGCUGGAACUAUGGUUGCUGCAGUAAGCUGCUCAGUACAGAAAGAACCCAUUGUUGUUGGAAAACCUUCAGGAUUUUUGAUGGACUUCCUCUUGAAAAGCUUCAAUCUGGAGACGUCAAGGAUGUGCAUGGUUGGUGAUAGACUGGACACAGACAUAUUAUUUGGCCAGAACACUGGUUGCAAGACCCUCCUUGUUUUGUCUGGUUGUACUAGCUUACCAGAACUGCAGGAUGCUUCCAAUAACAUCCAUCCAGAUGUGUACACGAACAGCGUGUAUGAUCUAGUUGGGUUACUGCAGAAGUAAUCUCUUGGACGCAUUGCAGCGUCAGAGCUCUGUCCUGACUAUGUUACCGCAAUCUCAGUACGCUUUGGAUAGCGCCUAUUAUCAGGAAUUAUUACGUGGAUAACUUACAUGAAAAGGUAGCAGUUGUGCUUGAAACAAGAAAUCUUUCUUUGGGUACCUGUUCUCUUGACAAUAUGUAACAAGGAGGGCAGCACAGCAUAUUAAUUGAAGUCAAUUGUAGUCCUUGCAUUACAGAUUAGACCAAUUUGACAACUUUGUAAGUGUACCAUGAGAUUUGUAAAGCUUUAUAAAUUUGGCAAUGCAAUUCAUUUGCCACUUUGUCAGCGUCGGAAAUAUAUUGAUUGGAGUA